Heterotrigona itama is the source of this 1911-nucleotide messenger RNA. The record is from the annotation of a GenBank genome assembly. Lineage: Eukaryota; Metazoa; Arthropoda; Insecta; Hymenoptera; Apidae.
GAUUCAUUACAAAAUACCUACCUAAUAAAGUACAUACCCAGAGUACAUCAGAUUAAAGCCAAAAUACCUACCUAAUAAAGUACAUACCCAGAGUACAUCAGAUUGAAUUAUUACUAAAUUACAAUCUACAAGUAUAAACUGCUGAACUUUUAACAAAUACAUAACAAACUCUUUCAAUUUCUAUAUCUUAUUUUUCAAUCUCCUCCAACUAAGAUACAGCUCCAGAUAUUUUAUCAAUUAACGCUCCAACAAUCGAUCGACUUUGUUAAUCGCAACUAGUAAAAAUCAAGAGCAAUAAUUCCUCAUGUGAGCCCAGUUAAAGAAAAUCGAAACAAAGUCGUACAAUCUCAGUUUGCAGUCGAGUGCAUCUUGCAACCCGUUCGCGAACGCCUCCUCAGUUACAUCGUGCACAGAAUCGUGACUGAAUGAACCAGUAACUAUUUUUGUUCCUAUAAUCUUUAUUUCGCGAUCGUCGAUGCAAAUACAUUCGUUUCCUUACUUUCUGUUGUAGCAUCGAUUCGCUGCUAAACGUUCGCUCAAGGUCUCCGUAUUAAUACGCAUGCAUCUCGAGGCAACUUCAUCCAAUGCGCCUACGCGUCUCAUCGACGGUCACACGACAUCUUCUCAUACAGUUUUCUGAAGAAUAUCUCGUGCACCAAGCCUGGUCGUUCGAUCGACACACUUGUUUUAUUUACGCUGGACUGGACCAUUUUCGUUAGUCUUCUCUCUUCCUCUCUGUUUCUCCUUGUCUCCCUCUCUCAAUGAUACAUGUAAGUCUCCCUACUACGAUUCUCCGAUUCUCACACGUUAACUUCCAUCUCGUUCCGCGUUACGCGCAAUACAAACCGUUGUUUUAUCUCACGAGCCUUUCUUUAGUUAUACUCGCGAGCCAUAGACGUGUACAGUUCUUCGUCCUGUUCGUAAUUCUCGUCGAUUUGGCAAUAGUAGGUUAGAUUGACAUCGCGCUGGCAAGAAUGUCAUUGUGUCAAUGAAAUAGAAGACUCCAGAGCUGUGUGUAAACUUUCAACUUUAAUUAGAUAUUAGACGAGAUUGUAAUAUUGAUAAAAUGAUGGACACCGAUCCGCCACAGUUUAUGUCAAAAGAUGAUGAAGUUCGAUAUUGGAUGGAACUUGCUCAUCAGAUACAUAGGAGAAAAGAGGACAUAGAAAGGGAGUUAGAGGAAUUUCAAGAAAAUUCGCAGCUAUUAGAAAAAGAAUUGGAAGCAUCCUUAGAACAGGCAGAGAAGAAUAACAGAGAACUGCGCCAACGAAAUACAAGACUAGCCACUGAAGUUGAACAAUUAAGAACUAGAUUGGAUCAACAAACAGCAGACUGUGCAAUGUUUCAAGGGAAAGCUCAGGACUUACAGACGCAACAUGAUCAUUUAUUAAAGUAUAUAAGGGAAUUAGAACAAAAAAAUGACGACUUGGAAAGAGCUCAUAGAAUAAAUAGGGUAACAGAAGAAGAGAUAGAAGCCAAACUUAAUUCUGCCAUUGAAAAGAAUGCUUUGUUAGAAUCAGAACUUGAUGAAAAGGAAGCUCUAAAAGUUAUAGUACAGAGACUGAUGGAUGAAAUUAGAGAUUUAAAACAGGAAAUCCAAGUUCAAGAAAGGCAUCAACCAGAUAAUGAUAAGUCAGCUGAUAGAGUUCGUAAUCACGUUGAUAGUAAUAAACUUCAAGUCGAAUUGGAAACACACAUGUCGCCUAGUAACCCAAUAGUACCACAAUCCAUAUCUCCAAAUAAUACAACAACUUCACCAUUAAAAAGUAAGAUCCAUAAUACUCUUCGUAAAACUAAGCGCAUGUUUUGCUUUGGACCUAAAAGAUGAUCCUUAUCAUUAUUAAAAAUAAUAAUCAAUAUACAGAAUACUUGUGUCUAACAUGUCGAAUGGAUAAGAAUGGAUAUAGAUGA